Messenger RNA from Cheilinus undulatus (humphead wrasse), 1168 nucleotides. Its product is annotated as protein HP-25 homolog 2-like. The coding region runs from base 190 to 663 and encodes 157 amino acids. The record is from RefSeq and is a predicted model, not a curated record. Gene Ontology annotation, molecular function: protein binding. NCBI's taxonomy places the organism in Eukaryota, Metazoa, Chordata, Actinopteri, Labriformes, Labridae. The transcript has a single exon.
UGAAAUAUAAAACAGUAAAGUAUAGAAAACAGAGAUCACCAUGAUGUUGUCGCAGCAUGCUUCAUAAACAUCAAAGUUCUUGACAAGUGAAACAUUGAAAUGUUUAUGAUAAAAGCUGAUCCAAAGACAAUAAUGUGAGACCAUAAUGUCAGUCGAAACCAUAUACCAUGAUUUUAAGCAGAAUGUUUAAUGAAUCUGAACUUGUGUAUCUCUGCAGGUCCAGUAGGACCCCCAGGGCCCAGAGGUCCCCCUGGACCAACAUCACUCAACCUUAAUGCUUCACAGCCAAAAUCUGCCUUCUCUGUUCUCCUGGGCAAGUACAUCUCCACCUCAGACAGAAUCAUCCAUUUCCAUCAAAUCAUCUACAACGAACAGAACCAUUACAGCCCAGAGUCUGGUAUGUUUACAUGUGUCAUCCCCGGUGUCUACCAGUUCAGCUUUGUCUGCAUAUCCUACAACGGCGUAGUGAGCAUGGACCUGUGGCGUAACAACAGGGUGGUACUGAACAGUUACCACACUUAUCAGGGAGGUCGCCAUUUGGCAUCAGGGGACACGGUGAUGCUGUUGAAGGCGGGAGACAGAGUGUGGGUGGAGGCCAUAGAUGGGAGCAGCAGCUUGAGCAGCAAAAGCUACCUGUCUGGACACCUGGUCUUCACUGUGUGACGCUAACACUUUAUCUCCAGGCUUAAACUUCUAAUACACCGGUGUUCUGUCUGCUUUGGAAUCUCUUUUCAUGACUUCACCUUUUUGUACUAAAAUACACGCACAAAAAUCAGCUUUUAUUGAAUAUCUUAUAAUUUCAUGUAUUAUUUUUUUCUUUUUGGUCUAUGAGGCAGACAUGGGCACAACACACAAACUCAUGUUUAUGUACAUGUUUUUAUCCUUAUGGAAACAAACAAAUUUUAUUUUUAAUUCAUCAAGCGACCUUAUGAACAUGAAAUAUGAUUGCAGGAAAUCUAUAUUAUUCUGUUACAGCAUGUAGUCUUUCAUCAGUGCCAAAUUUAUAUGAUGGAAUUUGCUGGUGUUAUAAGAGAUAAUUUUAUGCACUGAUGAAAUCAAGCAUGCAUUUUUAAUGCUGUGUUGUGCUUUGACUGUGAGGCUAAUUUUUACUGUAACUUUCAUAUUUAUCUGUAUUUUGCAUUGAAUUAAUAAACUGAACUGCAUUGAA